GAACAAAAAUAACGAAACAGCUGUGUGGUUUUGCAGAUAGUACUUCAUUAAUUGGAUCUAUUGUUUCAAAAUCCUCAACACAAAAUAAUAACACAGUUGACAAUGUCGUGGACAUACAAAAAGAUGAUAAUAACACACAAUACCAUUUGGACAUUCAAAUGAAUUUUAUAGACUCAGAAAUAAAGGAAGAAAAUAAUGACGUUCGAGAAAUACAACCAGAAGAACCCAUCGUUUUGGAUCUAGGACAUGAGUUCGAAAACUUAACAAUCACAACUGAAAAAGUUAAUGUAAAUGAUUUAACCAUCAAUGACACCAAAAUUAAUGAUAAUGAAGUAACCACCGUUAAGACUGAUAUCUCCAUUGAUGAAAUUUCCAAUCCGGAAGUUCCACAAAAUCAAGACAGUACGAUUGAGAAAAAUGACAAUGUUGAGAACUUGGAGUCAACUAUUGAACCAGAAAAUGGAAUUUCAUUGAUGACCACUGAAGUACCAAUUCUAGACGCAACAAUCUGGACUAUAGUUCCAAUAAAGGAAAAUAUAUCAAAUGUAGAUAUUGAGACAGAAGAAACAAGUAAUGUUGAAGCUCAAACUGAAGUUACUGAGAUUCAACAAGAAGUCUCCACAAAAAGUCCUGAAAAGUUGAAUGAUUUGAGUAGAUUCUUUGAAGACGAACCCAGUCAAAAACAUCAAAUGCAUGGUUUCAUUAAAGAAACUGAUAACGAAAUUACAUCACAUAAUGACUCUGCCGAAUCUGAAUCUGAAUCCGAUUCAAGUUCAAAUUCAAAUGGUUCAAAAAGUUCAGAGUCAAAUCAGGAUGAAAAUAAAGCUGCUGAAGAUUUGUCUAUAUCAGAGGAUUUAUCAUCUGAAAAAGCUACUCCUGCACCCAUUUCAGGGUCCCAAAAUGAUGUAUUCAUCGAUGAAUCCACAAAAAUAGCAGCAAACGAUUCAGUUCAAGAAAUCGAAGCAGUCACUGAAUCAACUGGAGAGAUUACAAACGAAGUGACAGUAGUUGCUAAUGAACUUACACACACCAUAAUGAAGAAACCUGGUGUCGAUGAUGAAUCUCCAAGAAGUUCAACUGAUUUAUCGAUGCAGGAGGAAACAAACGAAAUUGUAGUAACGACACCAAAUAUUCAAAUUGAUCCUGUUGUUCAUCUUGUUAUUAAUAGACCCAAAGGAGUAUUAGAAUCAAUUAUUUCAUCAGGCUCCGAGAAUACAAAUCAAACUUCAAAUCAGCCAUUGGAAGUUGUUCCUCCUUCAUCUGUAACUGAUAUUAAUGGAUUGGCUGACUCUGAGGAUAAGUCUCCAACCACCUCAAUUCCUGAAACUAAAGUCCUUGACAAAAACGAAGAACUCACAGAGGAUAGCAAUUCUGUUCAACUCAAUAUUGAAACGCCAUUUGAACAUGACGACAAUCAUCAACUGGCAGAGCUUGAAGAAUCUCUCCAAACACCCACCGAAAAUGUUUCAAACACUCUGAACGAAAAGCAAAUCCCAGAGUUGAAUGCUAUUCCACACUCUGAGACACAAGAGGACAAAACUCUUGAGACAAAUCUUGUAAUAGACGAUUCAGAGAACUCUACACCAGCUCCUCCGACUAAGAGUAACGAAUCAUCUGGUUUGGAAGGGCAUCAAGAAGAUCAGCCGAUUGUAGAGGAAAAUGGAAUUUUCAAAGAAUCACAUACCUUCACCGACAAAUCCCUGCUGAAUGCAAUUAUUGUAAAGGAAUCAGUGGAGACUUCUACAGAAAGACCAGUUAAUAUCGAAAAUCCGCUUGAGGACAACCAAAUUGGAACAAACUAUGUUUCCCAUGAUAAUUCCUUACCGACUGCUGAGACAUCGUCUGCGAUAUCGAAUUCUAUUCCUAAUUCUCAAACUAACUCUCCAGUUGACAAUUUGGAGACUUCUACUCGAGCUCCUUCUAUUGACAAAAACGAAUUUGAGCUCCAAGGAGACAUUCAAGAAGAUCAGACAAGUAGUAUAGGAAUUUUCAAAGAGCCAGAGGAAACUCCUAUAAAUCCCAUUGAUGAAUCCUUACCUGAUCCAAAACUCUAUGAAGAACCAAUUGAAACAUCCACACAAAAACCCAUCAUUUCAGAAAUCAAUGAUAUACCAACAAGUCACAUCAUCGCCACCACAACAGAUUAUUCCCGACAUAUUGAUUCCUUGCAGACAAUGAGAGAUGAGUCAUCUUCCUCGUCUGUAAUAUCUGACGAAGUUAUAGCUCCAGCUUCUGUGGGUCGUUCUUUGAAUGAAAUUGUCGCAGAAGGUUUGGGCAAACCUCUUCCUACUCGAAGUGUAGGUGAUGAACCUUCAUCGUCAUCUUACUCAUCCGAAGAUAAAACCACAACGGUGUUGGUUCUAUGUGCAGCAGCUGGAGGUAUAUUUAUCGCCUUCUCCUUUGCCAUAUACCUAAUCUCAUUUCAGAGACAACAUGGUACAUUAGACAUUGAAAUGCAGGAGCAACAAUGUGGGAAAGAUAAUUUGGACGAAGAUGAAGAUUCUGAGACAAGAGUUUCAUUAUUGAAUCAAGCACCAACUGCAGAUAGUGAUGAACAUAGUUCGUACUAAUUUCGCUUUUCCUAAAAAAAAAGACUUUUGUGUACCUUUUUUCGUUAACUUUUGGAUUAUUCAUUUAUUUUUUUUUUUUUUUGUAUUUUAAGAAUUUACUUUAAUUUUUUUUUUGUUUAUAAAAAAAAUUUCAUACAAAAAACAUUUGUAAAUAGACAUUUUAAGUUUUUUUUUUCUUUAUCAAAGUUGUAUUUUAGUAAGUAUUACAACAAUAAGAAACAACAGGGUUUAUAUAAAUAUAUUAGAAUGAAUGUAUUAUUUUGUUGACUUAAUUUAGCCGUUAAGAGCUUAUGAAUAUUUCAUAUUGCUAGUUGCCAUAUUAAAAAAAAAAAAUAAAUAGAGAAAAUGAAUCUCUCUUAUAUAGAAUUAAGACAAAUUUAAAAAGCCAUUACGAAAAU
Molecule: messenger RNA, 2968 nt
Organism: Episyrphus balteatus (marmalade hoverfly)
Lineage: Eukaryota; Metazoa; Arthropoda; Insecta; Diptera; Syrphidae
Gene: Dtg
Exons: 3
Coding region: 159-2570 (803 amino acids)
Source: RefSeq, a predicted model, not a curated record